AUGGCAUUCUUCCAGAGGCUCAUCGUCGCCUCUUCCUCAACGGUGCCUCGCCAAUGCAUGACUGCCUCGGUCCUCUUUGGCACAGGAGACGCCAUUGCCCAGCUCGCCGUCGAGAAGAAGUCCUUCGACAACUACGACUACGUCCGCACCCUCCGCCUUGGCCUCUACGGAGGUGCCAUCUUCGCUCCUAUCAUGUCCGUCUGGUUCCGCACUCUCGAAAAGGUACCAGGCGUGCCCGGCUCCUUUGCUAACGUCGCUGGAAAGGUAGCACUGGAUCAGGGCUUGGCGGCGCCCAACAUGCUGGCAGUCUUCUUUACUGCUACUACCUUGAUGGCUGGUGGAAGCACAGCUGACGUCAAGAAGAAGCUCGACACCAGCUAUUGGAGCACCCUCAAGACUUCUUGGGCAGUCUGGAUUCCCGUACAGGGCUUGAACAUGGCCUUUGUCCCGGUCGGACAGAGGCUCCUCUUCGUCAAUGUCGUCUCUCUCGCUUGGAAUACCUUCCUGGCUGCCGUAGCGGCUGGUGGGGGAGACAAGGCUUCCUCCGAGGCAAAGCAGGGCAACCUCCGCGAGUCCGAGGGAGAGGCUCUCGUCCGCCCGGCUGACCUUGAGCUGAGCGAGGUCAAGGUCAAGUAA
Molecule: messenger RNA, 636 nt
Organism: Microstroma glucosiphilum
Lineage: Eukaryota; Fungi; Basidiomycota; Exobasidiomycetes; Microstromatales; Microstromataceae
Product: protein SYM1
Exons: 2
Coding region: 1-636 (211 amino acids)
Cellular component (GO): mitochondrion; membrane; cytoplasm
Source: RefSeq, a predicted model, not a curated record